CCUGCCCUCAGCAUCUUGCAGCUCGAGGGCCGCGCCGCUCUGUCUCUCCUCAGCUGCUUUACUUCGCAAGGCUCAAUUGGCGAAGCGGGAUUCCUGGAGUUGGCAGCGAGGGAAAGUCCCGGUUCCACAGCGUGAGGCAGAGAGCAGGCGCGCGCGCGAGAAAACACCCUGCGCCGCCCCUCCCCUUGCUAUUCCUUGGCCCGUUGGCGCGCGCGCCAACACACACACACGCGGAAGACGCGGCACGUGGGAGGCUCCGAGGAGGCUCUUCUGUUGCUGCUGCCACUGCUGAGGCGAGCUUGGCGUUCGAGCCGCCGCUGCCAACGCUGAGCUUCGCCAGGAACCCCGCGAGCACGAAGCGAGGAGAGAGCACUGGAAGCGCCGGCAGGGGAGGGCGCGCAGCACGAGGGAGAAGCCUGGCAGCACCGAAGUGAGGCGGCGGCGGCGGCGGCGGGAGGCUCGGUGGUGAGGCGAGCGGGAAUCUCCCCUGCCUUGCCUUUCCUCACAGCUUGCCGGCCAGGCGGCGGCGGCGGCGGCGGCAGCUGCUGGAUGUGCGCUCUGCGGCGCAAUGCUUCGCCGCGCAGGGAGGCGGCAGGAUCCGGCUGAGUCCGGCACGCGCUGCUGAGCUGAGGCAGGGUGCCGGCGGAGGGAGAGCGGGGGAGCUCCGUGUAUGCAGCACCCGGCCCGGAGAGGAUGCCCCGUCCUGCGCGCGCCUGAGGACUUCUCCCGCCGGGACCUGGCGAGGCGAGUGCUGGCCAGAGGAGCCGUGGCCAGGCUUGGCUGCCCCGGCUUCGUCAGCUGCUGUCCGGCGGUGCUGGCUCCACAGCAGGAAGCACCAUGAUCUCCUAACCGGCUCGGGGGAGUCUGGCUCGCUUUCUCUUUCUUUCCUUUCCCCCCUCAUCUCCCCCCACCCACCCACCCUCCCUUCCAAUGGAAUUACCCGCCACCGCCGGCUGGAGUUGGAGCUGCUGAACUCGUGUUUGCUCGGCGAGUUCCAGAGCGCCGGCCAAGAAAGGAGUGCACGUUUUGCUCCGUCCUGGAUGCUUUCGGAGGGGAUCGGCUGGAGCUGGCAGAGCCUCGAACCACAGGGGUGGGAGAGAUGCCCUCCAUCUGAGCCAGGAUAUCUACAAGCUUGGAUGGCAGUGUCCUAGAAUUUGAGGACAUUAUAGUCAUCCUCAGGGGAAAAAUCUACAUGUCUGUAUACGCAGAAGAUUAAGACUGUGUGGAACUUGAGACUGUUCAUUGGCAGCAACCUGAGGAAUUUGUCUUCUCUCUAAUGUUGCUCUGAGGGGCGUGGAAACUGUAUCAAAAACUCUGAACCAUCAGGCGAGCCAAGAUGCCUCAGGAACAGUACGCACACAGAAGCACCAUGCAGAGCUCAGAAGGACCCCAUGUAUACAAAGUGGGGAUUUAUGGCUGGCGCAAGAGGUGCCUCUAUUUCUUUGUGCUACUCCUAAUGAUUUUAAUUCUGGUGAACCUUGCUAUGACCAUCUGGAUUCUCAAGGUUAUGAACUUCACAAUUGAUGGAAUGGGAAAUCUAAGGAUUACAGAAAAAGGAUUAAAGCUAGAAGGAGAUUCAGAAUUCUUGAAACCUCUCUACGCCAAAGAAAUCCGGUCCAAGACAGGCAACCCUCUGUACUUCCAAUCUGCUCGGAAUGUUACAGUGAACAUUCUCAAUGAGGAGAGUAAAGUUCUUACACGUCUUGUAACAGGGCCGAAAGCAGUGGAAGCAUACAGCCAAAAAUUUCAAGUGCUAACCACCUCGGGGAAAUUGUUGUUUUCUGCAGAUGACAAUGAAGUGGUGGUUGGAGCAGAGAGACUUAAAGUUUUAGGAGCAGAAGGCGUAGUGUUCCCUAAAUCCAUAGAAACUCCCAAUGUCAGGGCAGACCCCUUCAAGGAACUAAGACUUGAGUCACCAACACGCUUUCUGGUGAUGGAGGCUCCCAAGGGAGUUGAAAUCAAUGCAGAAGCUGGCAACUUGGAAGCUACAUGUAGGACAGAGCUCAAGCUGGAAUCCAAAGAUGGAGAGAUAACGUUGGAGGCUGCAAAUAUCAAACUACCUAGAUUGCCUCUGGGAUCCUUCUCCUCUACUGGAUCCAGGCAAAAAAUCUACGAGCUUUGUGUGUGUCCCAACGGGAGGUUAUUCCUGUCUCAAGCAGGAAGUAGUUCCACCUGCCAGAUAAAGACAAGUGUCUGCCUUUGAGAGAGACUGUUUGUGACAGGCAUAGCUGGCAGCACAAAGGCCUUUUUUGGCCUCCCAGAUAGCAGCUGCCAACUAUUUUUACUAGAACACAGAAAGCCUAUCAAAGACUUUUGUGUGCGUGUGCGUGUGUGUGCGUGUGAAUAUAUAAAUAUAUAGAUAUAUAUAGAUAUAAAUAAAUAUAUAUAUAUAUCCUUUGUGUAAAAUGAAGUUUCAGUACAAGAAAUUCCAGGGUGACCCUCUUUGUGUAGCAUUUAUUGCUCCCACAUCAAAAUUUGAAAAUGUGCAAAUUGGAUCCAGAUCGUUCCAGGAGUAUUCAAAUUGUGUCAUAGCAAGCCUCUAUCAGUCAAGAAAAUGCUUUCAAGCCUUUCCAAAUUUAGUUGUACCUUACACAUGACAUUUUACCUGCAUGGAAAUAGGGG
Molecule: messenger RNA, 2622 nt
Organism: Podarcis raffonei (Aeolian wall lizard)
Lineage: Eukaryota; Metazoa; Chordata; Lepidosauria; Squamata; Lacertidae
Gene: SGCD
Product: sarcoglycan delta
Exons: 10
Coding region: 1337-2203 (288 amino acids)
Biological process (GO): heart contraction; cardiac muscle tissue development
Cellular component (GO): sarcolemma; sarcoglycan complex
Source: RefSeq, a predicted model, not a curated record